Molecule: messenger RNA, 1472 nt
Organism: Austrofundulus limnaeus
Lineage: Eukaryota; Metazoa; Chordata; Actinopteri; Cyprinodontiformes; Rivulidae
Product: TNFAIP3-interacting protein 3
Exons: 9
Coding region: 218-1033 (271 amino acids)
Biological process (GO): cellular response to lipopolysaccharide; regulation of transcription by RNA polymerase II
Source: RefSeq, a predicted model, not a curated record
UUUUUUUUUUUUUUUGGUAUUUUGGGGGUGUUUUUAUAAUCCGUUUUUAUCAAAAUAUUUGAGGAAAUGGAAUGGAGAAAAGAAGUCAAGAAAACAAAGCUGAGGAUUAUGUGGGUGAUAGUCAGAAUUUCUGAACMGCUGACAGUUUUUUCUGCAGCGGUGAUUUACUGAGGGAAGUUUGUCCUCUGUGUUCUGACAGUCUGCACAGAAAACCCUGAUGGAGAGUCCAGCUGUGACCCAGUCCACAGACCACAAACGAGUCAGCAGGUUGUACCCAUCGCUGCCCAGCACCAACAGGUUUGAGGUUUGCUUGCCGCUUGGUUUUGCCGGAGAAAAACUUCACACCAAAAAAUCGGAGUCUCCUCCUCGGUAUUUACCGGCAGACACACAGUCAGAAGAGCCCAUCAGCACCUAUGAGCGAACGAAAGCAGAGAUUUUUGUCUUGGAGGAGCAGAAUAAAGAGCUUCUCGCCAUCAAUAAGAAAUGGGCCAAAGAGUACAGAACAAUGGAGCAGUUCUACAGAGAGAAGGUCAAACUUUCGAAAGUGUCACGACACAACAAUCCCUCCGACGAGGAGAAAAGCGACAAAGAAGAGAGGCGCGUGGUGUUCUUUGAAGGAGAGGAAAACGUCAAAACAGACCGACAGACUAGAGAAGACGGAGCCGAUGAGCUGCGAGCUCAGAACAGAGCCCUGGCCCGCAGGGGGAGGCAUCAGCAGGAAGAGAUCCGACGACUCAACAAGGCUUUAGAGGAGGCUCUUCUGGCCUCCCGGCAGCGCGAGAGGAGCGGUGAAUCGUCACAAGACGUCUGGAAACAUCAGGCUGAACUGUACAAGGAGGACUUUAAGAAAGAGCGGGCAGACCGAGAGAAGCUGAAGGGAAAGUAUCUGGACCUUGAGAAGCGGUGUCAAAAACUUCACAGAGAGCUGAAUGUCCUCAAAUCUCAGGUGACAUUGCCGCGACCGGCACACUGCUGCUCCUGCACGAACCGGGUCAAAUAUUCAAACUGGGAGGUCAACCAGCCCCACACCUAGAAACAGACAUUUUUUCUCUACAGCAAACAGAGGAAGCUGACAUCCCUCUCAGAGUUGAUGUAGACUAAUUUAAAUGCACUUUAAUGGAAGUCUGAGAUGAUCCUGGUUAACUAAGUAACAUCAGGUCUGUGAAGAGAUAUCAGUUCCUGCACUGCCAAAACACUAGUUAAGAUGCCAUCUGACUUUGUUCAAAGGUAUUUCUGGAAAAAAAAGGAAGGAAAAAAAAACAUGGUCAUGUUUUAAAUAUGAGCUCAAGCCAUGCUGGGACCAUUAUUCUAUUCUCAAAACAGAAAUAAGUCUCCCAAAGAAAAGAAGAAAAAGCAUAAAGGAACUUUGAUUUUGUACAUUAUAUUUAUAUAAGUUUAAAGGAAUCGAUUGUAUGUGUACCUUCCUGUUUUUUGUUUAUUUAUGGUGAAAAUAAAGCMCUGAUGAUGUGUGA